This is a messenger RNA of Phytophthora sojae, 525 nucleotides long. RefSeq lists its product as hypothetical. The transcript has a single exon. Gene Ontology annotation, cellular component: nucleus. Lineage: Eukaryota; Oomycota; Peronosporomycetes; Peronosporales; Peronosporaceae. The record is from RefSeq and is a predicted model, not a curated record. Gene Ontology annotation, molecular function: DNA binding. The coding region runs from base 1 to 525 and encodes 174 amino acids.
AUGUUUAUCCGGCAAGUGGUUGAGGCGAGCCCGUACACGCGCGAAAUCCCUGCAACAUGCCCCUCGGUGAGCUGGACCAACGACUUCAUUCGUCGCAAUAAAGCCCACUUCAGCAGACGCAAGUCCCAAUCCUUAGACGUGUGUCGCGCCCAAGCUUCCACGGUGGAGAAUGUCGACUAUCACUUCAACAGCCUAAAGAAAGUCAUUGAAAGCUGCGAAGAGCUCCCUCCUUCCCGAAUCUGGAAUCUGGACGAGACGGGCAUGAGCGGACAAGUAUCAGGAGCGAAACCAAAAGUACUCGCGUCUAAAGGAUACCGGGCCAACGUUCAGCAAUCCGACAGCCGCGAAAAUGUGAGCGCAUUGGUUUGUGGUAAUGCAGACGGCGGUUUUGUUCCACCUUUCAUCAUCUUUCCAGGGUUUAGCUACGACAGGAAACACACGCACGGUGGAUACCCAAACUCUAAGUAUGCCUCAAGCCCCAGCUCUUUCUUAGUAACGAAGCUCUUUGUGGAAUACUUUAAGUAG